AUGUUGGUGCUCUUUGAGACAGCUGCAGGCCAUGCGCUGUUUAAAGUACAGGAUGAAGCAAAACUGGCUAGUGCUGACGAUGUGUAUAAACACUUUUCGACUCCUGAGAAGGCCGCGAAAGUGCUGAAGCUUAAGGGUUUCAAUGCAUUCAAGGACACGACGGAAGCUGUAGCCGCUGCUACUGAUAUGGUAGAUAGCAAGAUGAGCAAGACACUGAAGAAGUUUUUGAAGAAGAACGUAGUGGAUGCUGGUCUUAAGGAUAAGCUGGCUGUGUCAGACAAAGCGCUUGGUUCACUUAUCAAGGAAAAGCUCAGCAUUGCGUGCGUCAACGACAGCGCCGUGAACGAGAUCAUGCGCGGCAUUCGCGCCAAUAUGAACACGCUGAUCACUGGACUGAAGGAUGACGACCUGAAGGCCAUGACGCUCGGUCUGUCGCACUCGCUCUCGCGCUAUAAACUCAAGUUUAGCGCUGACAAGGUGGACACGAUGAUUGUCCAAGCCAUUGGGCUCUUGGACGAGCUGGACAAGGAGAUCAACACGUACUCGAUGCGUGUACGGGAGUGGUUUGGCUGGCACUUUCCCGAGAUGGGCAAGAUUGUGACGGACAACCUGCAGUACGCCAAGUGCGUGCUCAAGAUGGGCGUGCGCUCGCAGGUCAAGAGUCUGGACUUUUCGGAUGUGCUGUCUGAGGACGUGGAAGCUUCGAUGCGUGAGGUUUGUGAGGUGUCCAUGGGCACGGAUAUCUCCCAAGAAGACGUGAUGAACAUUUCGGCUCUGUGUGAGCAAGUGAUCUCGCUCACGGAGUACCGUGUGCAGCUGUUUGACUACUUGAAGAACCGCAUGAACGCCAUUGCCCCGAACCUUACCGUCAUGGUUGGCGAGUUGGUGGGUGCUCGUCUCAUCGCCCACGCUGGCAGUCUGAUGAACCUGGCCAAGCACCCGGCUUCUACUGUGCAGAUUCUAGGUGCUGAGAAGGCUCUGUUCCGUGCUCUCAAGACGAAGCACGACACUCCCAAGUACGGGCUGAUCUACCACGCUUCACUUAUUGGACAAACUGCCCCUAAGCACAAGGGUAAGAUCUCCCGUGUGUUGGCUGCUAAGACGGCUCUUGCUGUGCGCGUGGACGCCUUGGGUGAUGCUACUGAAGCCACGAUUGGCUAUGACAACCGGUCCAAGGUGGAGGCUCGCAUGCGACAGCUAGAGAAUGGCUUCUCGGGCGUCCCUAAUAGCAACGGUAAGGUCAAGAACGAGGCAAAGAAGUACACGAAGACAGAGACGAGCACUACGUAUAACACUGAUGCUGACAUGACGGUGUCGAGCAAGAAGCGAAAGGCGGAGGAGGCGGAGGAGGAGGAGCCCAAGGUGAAGAAGGAGAAGAAGCACAAGAAGAAGAAGGCUGCUGCUGCUGCUGCAGAAGAGGAAGUUGACAAGAAGGAGAAGAAGAAGAAGCACAAGAAGAAAAAGAGUGCCGAGGAAUAG
Molecule: messenger RNA, 1479 nt
Organism: Peronospora matthiolae
Lineage: Eukaryota; Oomycota; Peronosporomycetes; Peronosporales; Peronosporaceae
Source: the annotation of a GenBank genome assembly